UUGGUAAAGCUAAGCUGACAGAGCAAAGAAAGCUAAUCAACUGUUCUAAUAUUCAUGGACAACCAGGUCCAAUUUUGUGCCUACUGUGUAUCAGAGCUGGGUGUCAAUGGAUAGAGGAUAGCUGUUCCUGGGCCAGUCAUCUUGCUGAAUAUACCCAGGACCAUAUAUGCCCAAAGAUGGAGGCUGGGAUGAACAUUUCUAUGCCAGAUAUUGGAUCCAUUACGCCUAGUGUUGUGUCUCUUUAUGGGAAAAACCACGCUUUGUUGUUAGGUCAUCACCUCAGCAACGUCAUCGGAGUGAGAAUCCAGCCGCUCAUGGAAUGUAGUCCACAGGAAUGCCCUGUGUGGAACAAGACUGGUGUCAGCUUGACUUUCCAUAUCCCGUCCACUGAAACUAAGAGAGUGGUCAAAGUGUGUCUUCUUCUACCAGAUGGUAGUUGCCAUGGAAAUGCAACAAUCACCUAUCAGUCAUCACCAGUCUGCACUGACAUUGUACCACGGAGCAGCUGGAGGAGUGGAAAGAGGAAAGUUAAACUCAUUGGGACACACCUGGAUUUUGUGGAGGGGAUGAUACAGAGCCAUGCCCACCAGCAAGUGUCACUUCCCGGGAACAGGAGCUUCCAGAUGAUCACCUAUGAAACCCCUGCUGCUGGAAACACCCAGAUUUGUAGCAGUACCGUGUUGAUGAGAGUAGCCAAUAAAACAGUGGCCUGCUUGGUAAACCUAACUUACCAUCCUGAUCCGGAGUUUACCGGCUUCACCACGGAGAAGCUGGCACAUGAUACACGCAUUAUUAUCAAUAAAAAUGUGGAUAAACUGGAGAUGACAACUACAGAUUUGUUAGUGUGGGCUGUUCUGGAUGAAAAGCAACAUCCCUGCAUCUUGAAAGUAAAGGAAAACAAUAACAAAACAGACUCUAUUAUCUGUGAAAUCCGAGGGGUUCACAAUGCUAACUUUAUGGAUAUAAAGGCAAUAUGA
This is a messenger RNA of Fundulus heteroclitus (mummichog), 977 nucleotides long. RefSeq names its product plexin-C1-like. The coding region runs from base 177 to 977 and encodes 266 amino acids. The transcript has 9 exons. NCBI's taxonomy places the organism in Eukaryota, Metazoa, Chordata, Actinopteri, Cyprinodontiformes, Fundulidae. The record is from RefSeq and is a predicted model, not a curated record.